Messenger RNA from Caenorhabditis elegans, 1648 nucleotides. RefSeq names its product CYtochrome P450 family (gene cyp-35B1). The record is from RefSeq and is marked reviewed. Bases 96 to 1595 code for a protein of 499 amino acids. The transcript has 5 exons. NCBI's taxonomy places the organism in Eukaryota, Metazoa, Nematoda, Chromadorea, Rhabditida, Rhabditidae.
UGAAAACAAUUUUCUCGCCAAAGCGUAGUUUGUAUUCAAAGUUUCCUACAAAUACCCACUGGAAAAUUGAAUUCUUAGUUUGAUUUCGUUCAGCCAUGAUUUUCGUUUUGCUUCUGACCACAUUUCUUGCUGUUUUAAUAAUCAGGCAAUAUCAAAAAGCCCGAAAACUCCCACCAGGACCUGUUUCUCUUCCACUAAUCGGGAAUAUUCAUCAAUUGGUGUACCAUAUUUGGAAUGAGAAGGGAGUUGUACCAGCUUUUGAUUUAUUUAGAAAAAAAUAUGGAGACGUUUUCACUAUCUGGCUUGGUCCGAUACCUCAUGUGAGUAUUUGCAACUAUGAAACAUCACAGGAAGUUUUUGUGAAAAAUGGAAACAAAUACAAAGAUCGCUUUCUCCCUCCUGUUUAUCUUCAUGUCAGUAAUAAUCUUGGGUUAUUCACCGCAAAUGGGCCAGUGUGUGCCGAGAUGAGAAAAUUCACGUUGUUGGCGUUUAGAAAUAUGGGAGUUGGGAGAGAUUUAAUGGAGCAGCGGAUUUUGGAUGAGCUGAACACGAGAUGUGCCGAAAUUGAUGCAGAUGCUGUGAAUGGAAAAACAAUCGUUCACACUACAGAAUUUUUCGAUCUGACCGUCGGAAGUGUUAUCAAUUCUCUGCUCGUCGGAAAACGUUUCGAGGCCGAAGAUAAGGAUGAUUUUCUAGAAAUCAAGAGACUCAUGGCAGAAGCCGCCGAUUUAUUCACAAUGUUUGAUUUAGUAGUUCCGGUUUGGUUUUUGAAAUCAUUCUUUCCGUCGAGGUUUGAAAGAGUAGUAGCAAUUUUCGAGAAGGCUUUGAACUAUUUAUCUCGAGAAGCAUUGGCGCGUUAUGAGAAAUUAAAAACAGGAGAAUAUUCUGUAAAUGCAGAGGAUCCCCAAGACUUUGUAGAAGCUUAUUUGGCAAAGAUGGAGCAGGAGAGGCUUCGUGACAGUGAUACACCAUAUACUAUGGAAUGUUUGAAAUUUGUGAUUGGAGAUCUCUGGUUAGCUGGUCAAGAUACCACUUCAACGACUUUGGUCGCAGGAUUCAAUCAUCUUGUUAAAAAUCCAGAAAUUGUUAGAAAAUGCAGGGAGGAAAUUCUGAGGAUCACAGAAAACGGGUCACGUCCACUUCAGCUAAAAGACAGAGCUGAAUCUCAUUACCUCAACGCUACAAUUGCGGAAAUCCAACGCCACGCUUCAAUUUUAAAUGUUAACUUUUGGAGGCUUGUUCAUGAGCCGACAACUGUACAGGGACAUCCAGUGGACUCAGGUUCAGUGAUUUGUGCUCAACUUGGAGCUCUUCAUGUAAACGAUGAUUUAUUCAAAAAUCCCGACAAGUUCUACCCGGAAAGAUUUAUUGAAAACGAGCAACUUUUAAGUCAAAUAAUACCUUUUGGAAUUGGAAAACGAUCGUGUGUUGGAGAAAAUAUUGCAAAAUCAGAGCUAUACUUGAUGAUUGGAAAUCUUAUCCUGCGAUAUGACAUUAAGCCACAUGGUUCUGAACCUUCAACAGAAGAUAAACUUCCGUAUAGCGCUGGAAAAACUCCUGAUAAAUCUGUGAAAUUGGAAUUUGUUAAAUUAUAAAAAUAUUUGCUUGUACAAGUUUUUUUUGUAAAUAAUAAAACAUAUUCUGGCAA